AUGGCAGUUCAGGAAAGGUGUGACGCAGUGAAACCUUCAAGCUCAAAAGAGUCUUUGAUGGCCAUAAAUCCGGUAAUGUUUCAGACGGAUUAUAGGCGUGCCACACGAGAAGUAAACUUAAGUGCAGUUUCUGUCGAAGAGGCAUCCCCAACAUGGAAAGUGUUUGAGCCAAAUAUAUUGAAGACGUUAACACCGCCUUCCCAAGCGUACUGUGUGCAAUUUAGUAUCUUAUCCACCCAUCUAGGGAGAGGAAUUCUUUGCUGUCUCAAUUUAAUUAGCUUUUUACAUUUAUUCCCGUGA
This is a messenger RNA of Plasmopara halstedii, 300 nucleotides long. RefSeq lists its product as uncharacterized. Lineage: Eukaryota; Oomycota; Peronosporomycetes; Peronosporales; Peronosporaceae. The record is from RefSeq and is a predicted model, not a curated record. The coding region runs from base 1 to 300 and encodes 99 amino acids. The transcript has a single exon.